This is a messenger RNA of Tigriopus californicus, 1179 nucleotides long. RefSeq names its product disintegrin and metalloproteinase domain-containing protein 17-like. The transcript is spliced from 2 exons. Lineage: Eukaryota; Metazoa; Arthropoda; Copepoda; Harpacticoida; Harpacticidae. Gene Ontology annotation, biological process: Notch signaling pathway; membrane protein ectodomain proteolysis. Gene Ontology annotation, cellular component: plasma membrane. The record is from RefSeq and is a predicted model, not a curated record. Bases 61 to 1149 code for a protein of 362 amino acids. Gene Ontology annotation, molecular function: metalloendopeptidase activity.
AAACAUUCUUCCAACGAAAGAGUCGCAGUUUGCCAUUGUAAGGUGAAACAUUGGUCUAAAAUGAGAAUUGUGCUACUUCUGAUUCUUGGCUUCGUGCUGCUCAUUCAACAAACCCUAACCUGUAACCGUCCUAGGCCAUUGCAAAGGCCUGCGGUCAAUCUGGACAGGCCAUGUUCUCUCUUGAUUGUCAUUGAUAAGAAAUUUAUCGAUCACUUUCAAAGGAAUAUCACGCAUAUCACAAAGGUUAUCAAAGAUCUCGAGACCCAGGCCAACAAUAUCUUCACAAGGGACAUUUUUGUUGAAGAAUUUGAAGGGGUCUAUUUUCGAGUGGAAGAGAUUCGGUUUUCACUGAACUUUAACUCGGAGUGUGAUCAAGAUAUAACAUGCCUUUUAGAAGCCUUCUCUUUCGAGGACUUUUCACAGUUUUGCUUGGCUCACAUGUUGACUUAUCAAGAAUUUUUAUACGAUGCACAAGGAAUUUCGUACGUCAAAGCUCUUUGUUCCACCAAGCAAAGAAACUUUGGUAUUACGAGUCUAUUUAAUAACGGGAAAGAAUCACCUUAUGAACAGUAUGCCACUGCUUUCGUGCACGAGUUGGGCCACAAUUUUGGGGCCAAUCACGAUGAUGAGGUGAAUUGCAAUACAAACUAUAUCAUGAACUCAAAGUACACCAAGACCAAUCGGAAUUUUUUUUCGGACUGCUCAAAACAAUCAAUAAAGGCUCACAUGACUGAGUGUUUCAAGGUCAAAUCGCCCAUAAAGCUGAACCAAAGUGCCUUCUGUGGAAAUGAAAGUGGGAACGUUGAAGGGUUCAAGCAAUGUGAUUGUGGCCCUGAGGAUAGUGUAUGUGCUGAUCGAUGUUGCUACCCACCGAAAUUGAACCCUAACUCAACCAAUAUGUUAGCUGCGCCAUGCGGUUGGAUCAAGAAAAAGGAUUGCCACAACUUAUCCAAUGUAAAUGUGUUUUUUGUCUUUUUGAUUAUCUCACUUUUGCUUGCACUGAUUGUGCUGGUUAUAAGGUGGCAUGAGAAGGAGCAUUAUUUAAGAAAUAUCUCCAGUUUCUAUGUUUUGUUCCUUCCAAGGAAACAAGAUUCAUGUUUUGGAGAAAAUGCACCUCUGUCUGUAAAUAACGGAACUGAUAAGCUAUAAUAACCAUAAAGCCAAUUUUGUGGGUAAAAA